AUGUUUACUCAACCUUCAUUCAUCGAUCUUUUCUUGGAGCGAGGAAUUCGCGACACUCUUUUGGCGCAUUCCGCAAAGGAAGAUAUACUGUCGCUACGAUUGGUUUGCCAGGAAUUGAGCAUCCAAACGGCAUCAACUUUGUUCCGCGAUGUCGAGAUUGAAUUCCGGAGCAGCACCUUUACGCGGCCAGCGCGAAUGGCAGCAUUGGAGCGCAUCGGCGGGUUUAUCGACACGCUCACCUUUCGGCUACCCCAUCUAGCAGAAACGUUUCUGCCGCCAUUACUUGACCCAUUUACCGGAGAAGAGCAAAUCUUUGUCUAUACUCCCCAGAUCCAUGCAUCCCAAUGGUCAGGCUCGAGGCUCAGUAUCCCCAAAUAUGGGUCCUGGGAGAUGACAGACCUUUUGACAAAACAAUACCCACCUUUGUUCCAUGCUGCGACAAAUAUACCGUCCUUUGUCCGUGCUUUCACAGCUAUGCCUUCCAUUUCACACUUGAUAAUCUCCUGCGAAGGUCAAGUUUCCGGCCAUCGCUACCGGCGUAGCGUCGUUGACUACGCUCUCGUAUCUCUCCGCAUAGCCGUUGAGCAAGCGCCACUCAAGGAACUCAAGACACUGUCUUUACUUCCAAUUUAUCCAGGAGCCCUCCUCUAUCUUCGCCACAUGGUUGGCUUUGGCACAUCCCCGGCCGCCCGCAAACGAUGGGUGCAAAUACGAAAUUUGAGCAUCCAUAUGGACAGCUUUCCCUUUGGAUGUGGCGAGCGUACCGAUCAUUUGAAACUUCUACAUUCUUACCUCGAAGGGUUUCCCUCUCUGCGAGAGCUGACCUUCCGUUGGCGUGGAAAAAAGGGCCCUUGUCCGCUCACGUUAUCGACGGAGCCAUGCAUGCGGCCUUCCUCAAAUCGCCUCCCGCUCCGCCCCCACACUCCCGAGUCUCCAAAAUCUCCGAAGACAAAGCUACGGCCUCUUAGAUUCCCAUUCUUACGGCAUAUGGAACUCGAGAAUGCGACCCUCGAUGCAUCUCAAGUUUCCUCUUUCAUUCUCGCUCACCGGCGCUCAGUCCGAGAAUUCAAUUUUGAAGAAACCACCCUCCGCAGCGGAACUUGGGACGAAGCCCUGGCACCCCUCACCCGGAAGUCCACCGGCAGUCCACGCCGCAAACACAGACCACCGCCGGUGGAAGUCAUGGACGUGCCUAUCAUGCUUAGUCCGAUCGGGAUGGACGCGAGCCAGCUACAAAAGGUGAUUAUGGCGGAAACAAAACGAAAGGAUGUUUCCAGGCAUUUCCGAGCAUAUGCCAAUUUCCAGCGGGCCACGUCGAGGACCCGUGGGCUGCUGUUAUGUGGACCGGAUCAUAUGAAGCGCUUCCUUCGAUCUUCGGUGUUUAGCUGGCGAUGA
This is a messenger RNA of Uncinocarpus reesii 1704, 1395 nucleotides long. RefSeq lists its product as uncharacterized. The transcript has a single exon. NCBI's taxonomy places the organism in Eukaryota, Fungi, Ascomycota, Eurotiomycetes, Onygenales, Onygenaceae. Bases 1 to 1395 code for a protein of 464 amino acids. The record is from RefSeq and is a predicted model, not a curated record.